Molecule: messenger RNA, 600 nt
Organism: Aspergillus nidulans FGSC A4
Lineage: Eukaryota; Fungi; Ascomycota; Eurotiomycetes; Eurotiales; Aspergillaceae
Product: hemerythrin domain-containing protein
Exons: 2
Coding region: 1-600 (199 amino acids)
Source: RefSeq, a predicted model, not a curated record
AUGGACCAACAAAGCCAGUCAGAAUCUCUACCGAAUAUGGAACCCCUCUCUCCAGCCGAUUUUCGCAUCUACAACCGUCUCGCCGAACAGAUGGAAAAUAUCCAUAACGGCUUCCGCGCCACCUGGGCAGAGUUAAAAACCGCCUGCGAUCCACCUCCAUCCCAGUCCCAGUUCCCAACACCAUCCGCACUGGCAGCAGGAAACCCGGACAGCACAGACUCAGAGAUAAUCCUCCUGGGCCUCUCCUUCUGCUCCGGCCUCUCAAGCCACCACUCCAUCGAAGAACGCUACAUCUUCCCGCUCCUCGCAGAACGGAUGCCCGAGUUUGCGGCUGGCGGUGUUCUAACCGAGCAACAUGAGGUUAUUCAUGACGGGCUUACCCGACUAGGUGCGUACUUGAGGAGCUGUGAGCGAAAAUUAGACGACGAUGAGGAUGGAUGGCGGCUAGACAGGGGUGUUCUCAGGAGGUUACUAGAAGGGGAGGACGGCAAGUUUGAGAGUGUGAUUUGGGAGCAUUUGGAUCAGGAGGUGGAGUUGUUGAGGCCGGAGAGUUUGAGGAGGAUGUGGGGGGUUGAGGAUGUUAGGAGGUUUGCGAUAUAG